This is a messenger RNA of Schistocerca gregaria, 2126 nucleotides long. RefSeq lists its product as uncharacterized. The record is from RefSeq and is a predicted model, not a curated record. Lineage: Eukaryota; Metazoa; Arthropoda; Insecta; Orthoptera; Acrididae. The transcript is spliced from 2 exons. The coding region runs from base 9 to 1289 and encodes 426 amino acids.
UUUUCCCCAUGUCAUUGCAGCAAGACAUCUUGAAGUAUUAUGCCGUCCAAUAUCCCAAGUCAAGUAAACAGCAAACCGUUCCAUACAUCCCUUGCUCGAUCUUCGAAACCGUCCUGGUCGACUGCUUCGACCGAGACAUCGCCACCGGUAUCCAUGGAAUGCUUCAAUGCCUACAGCUCAACCUCGCCCCGGUAGCCCUGCCAAACCGCUGCUAUCUCCUCAUCCUGUAUCACCUCCUAGACAAAACCGAACUCGACACCGAAAGGCAGGCAAUACUCAUCUGCAUUUUGCAGUACAUACACGCCUUCAUCAACUCGCAUCCCGCUAUUCCGCUUAUGUGGUGCAACGACAUGGCCAAGGCCUGGCACGACUUCUUCCUUCGUCCCCUCGAAAGCCUGGCCAAAGCUCUAGAAACGUCCGCCUCCAAACAAGAACUGCCCUGCAAAAAUUUCGUAGACAAAUACGCCGUGCAGCUGAACCUGCUAAACAGUAUCAUCAAUAUAGAAAACGGCUCGAAUUUCGCAGAUCACCUUACUUUUCGACACCUCAUUGUCUAUACUUGCAAGCAGAGCCGGUCGUAUAACCGUCUUUUAAAAUACAUUUUUUUCAUACUCUCGAAAUCCCACGUUCUCAACUCGGACGCAUACCUCUCCGAUAAGCUCCACGCCCACGACCAACUAGAACUCAUCGAUGCUCACGACGCUGAAGACAACAACCAAGUCUCUAUUUUCAAAAUCCAAUCCGCUAUCGUUGAACUUCUUGAACACGUUCUGGAAUCCUUGAAGUGCACCGAGCACUUCACCGACCCAAUUCUCAAGUACCUCCAGACGCUCGACAACAAACAACUUGUAUACAUUUUCUCUCACUUAUCAGUUUGCCGUCCAACCGUAUACCUGUCCCUUAUUGACCAACUCAUCAUGAAGUGCUUCGAAAUGCACAUCAGUUCGAGUGAACUUGUACCGGAACAACCCUGUGCCAAAAAAUAUAUUCACGUUUAUCUCAACGCCCGGCCGCUCAACCACCAAAAAAAUAAAAAAAAUAAGCGUAACGUUGUCGACAAUACCGCCUUCAAUCUAACGUUCCUGGCCAUCAACUUGAGACUGGUCCUAGACGUCAUGGACUACCCGUCCAAAUUUAACUCUCAGCAAAAAAAGCUAGUCUGCGAAGGAACCAAAAAGAUUUUACGCGAAUUCCACUCCAAUUCCGAACUCUGCAACUCUUCUACAAAGGACUGCGAAGUUCAGCUCAAAAAACUAGUAGACUACACGCAGUUCUUUUGUUCCGAGUGAAUAACCAGCACAAUGAAAUCACUAUAAAACCCACUUCAAUCAGCAAAGCCAAAACUCCAAAAAAGAAAAUGCUGUAGCGCUCCUUAGCUUUCCACGCUUCGUCAUGCCAAACCUCAGCCUAUAGUCUAAAAAACCCGUCCUGAUAAUUUUGGUCUCAUUGCCAAUCCAAACAUUGAUACGAAUUCGUCGCUUCUCAAUGUCUGCGCUCAUACUACUGAGCGCUUCAAUAUCACACACCUCACCGAGAGUUUCGUCUGUUUGAAGGUCUACCCGCCUUCAGCGCGCCUGCUAAAAUGAACGCUGUUGUACUAUCUUUCAAAAUACAAACCAAUGUACACCACCGCCACAAAGCUAAAAGCGAAUUUAAUGUGCAACACCCUUAAACCAUAUAAGCCAUCGAGCACAAAAUUGCAACUUAUUAUAUAUCAGCAUGUGCGUGAAUUUGAGGGGUUGCAGUAAUUUAAUUCUGUGACUACUCACGUGCCUUUCGCAGUAUCCCAAAUUUUUGGCCUUCGCGCCAGUGAACUCGCCGAUGGGAAUGGCUACGACCAAACUGAUAUACACGGCAACACCUUCAACUAUUCGCUCGUUGUACCGUGAAAACAAAGCUUGAUUUCAGAAACAAGCAUUUGCGGGAACCUGGUAUUAACCAAUAGGAUAUGAACACAGACUCUGUGCUGCAACUGACCAGCAAGAGGCGCUACUUGGUCGAAAAAAUAGAAUCAUGAAAGGCUUGCUUUAUUCAAAAAGUCCAUAACGAACACACGGCAAAGCGAGCCAAAAAUGUAUUCAAGACCUCAAAAAUCAAUUUUAAAGAUGUUUAUGUUUUUAGUACAU